GUCUCUGACGAAUCAAGACCGUAUCAAAGCACACCACCAGCUCCCUGCGAGGCACUUUCCAAUACUUACAGUCAGCCAUUUUCUAUAGGGCAUCGCGGAUGCUUUUUCUCCCUGACCAAAGGAUAUUUGGUUUUCCCAUCAAAAUUCGUUGAUUUCGAGGCGUUAAAUCGAAACCCCACGAUAGCAGAGACCGUGUGUCGGCAGUGUGUGUGCAAUUGGCAAGUGGAAAUUGUCGGAAACGUUGAGAUUUAGACCCGAAAAGAGCAGCUAGCCCAGACGUCACACCUUUUCAGGCACCACUACGAUUGCAAUUACUAAUACUACUAAUACUGCGGCCCACAGACUAACACAACAACAAAACAAGUGCUAUAAAAGUGAAGAAGAAACGAGCCGCAAGUCCAAGUACUUAAAAAGUACUUUCGCCUCGAUUUUAACUGCACUUCCUCGCAAAAGCCGCAUUGGAUUUUUUGGAAAUAUUACGCAAGUACUAUUUCUAGUCGUACCCGUUGGAUAAUCAUGGCUCAGUAAACAUGAAUCCGCAACGAGAAUACUUUGCUAAGCGCACUCCGUGUGGAGACCAAGGCAAGACGCAAUUAGCCGCCCACUGGCAGCUGUCCAGCACCUAUACUAAUACUAUUCACCAAAACAAGUGCACCUUAAAUAACCACAACGAUGGACAGCAACAACAGCAGCAGCAGCAAGAAGCAGCCUCAAUCCUCUCAUCAUGGCAAGUCCUCGUCUGGUGAAUCGCAAAGGAAGUCCAGUGAGUUACAUACCAACAGCAACAAGCAGCGGCACAACCGUCGAAGGAAUCAGAUACCCACACCGCGCAACGAUCAGCAACAACAGCCGCAGCAGCCAGCGAAGCUACGUCCCAAUGUGGACAAACGGCCGAAGGCACGCGGGGGUGGAGGGGCAUACGAUUUCCCUGCACCCCGUGGCCAGGACGGGACUCCAGGCAGCUCCCGACUAGCCUUCUCCGCCACCGGCUACGCACGUAGCGGUGACUUUGACCGUGAACUGAACUCUGUGUAUGCACAGGGGAGCAAGAAGCAGAAUCUGAACCAUCUGCUCAACUUCCACUGCGUGCCCAGGGAACUGGAGCGAGGACAUCACCAUCAGGCCCAGCAGCACCACGGCUUGGGUGGCCGGAAGCAGCGCUACAACAAAGAGCAGUUCCUGCAGGCCAACUUUCAGUUCGUCAUCAGAUCGGGAGCAAAGGCUCAGGUUUAUGGCUCGCCGGAUGCACUCAUCGAUUGGAGCUACAUCGAGCAGAUCAACAUACAGACCACUGAGGAGUUGCAGUGCCCCAUCUGCCUGUAUCCGCCUGUGGCUGCCAAGCUCACCAGAUGCGGGCACGCCUACUGUUGGCCCUGCUUGCUGCACUACCUCUCGCUGAGCGACAAGACCUGGCGCAAGUGCCCUAUUUGCUAUGACGCCAUCCACGCGGGAGAUCUAAAGAGCUGCACCAUCGAACAGCAGAGGGAUUUGCAAGUGGGCGAGAGGAUUACCUUCCAGCUGAUGCGGCGCUGCAAGGGCUCCAUGUACAUUGAAAAGCAUGUUGCAGGACUGGGCGAAACUAUUGAACGUUUCCCCUUUGUGUCCGCUGGUGAAGAGGCUAAACGCUACUCCAAGUUUCUAAUAGCCAAACGCUUGGAUGUAGCCGCCAUCAUCGAGAGGGAGCGUGGCGAACUUUUAGCCGAAUCGGAUAUCUCCUGUCCCGAGGAUGUGUUUAUCCAGCAAGCUCUGGUGAUGCUUCAAGAGCGUGGCGAAAAGUUGGGACUCGAGAAACCUGAUCCCAGAGAGGAGGAAGGGGAAACAGCACCUGUUCUUUGCCUUGAAACCGAGACCAAGAUUGAUAUUGAGAAGCCAGACGAUGCCUCCAUCUCAUCGGGAGAGGCAUCCAGCAGCCUUAGCUGCUCCUCGAGCAACCAUAAUAAAUACUAUUAUUUCUACCAGUCAACCGACGGACAGAACAUUUACUUGCAUCCCCUAAACGUGAAGAUGCUUCAGGCCUGCUAUGGCACCUUGGAUUUGGGUCCGCUACUCAUCGAAGCACAAAUCGUGCAGAUGGAACAGCACUCCAUGGAUGAGGAGCACCGUCGCAAGUUCACUUGUCUUGGUCACUUGCCUUUGACUUGUCAGUUUUCGGUUGUGGAAGUCGAACUGCAGCCACCAAUUGUCUCUGGCGGAAUACUCAAGCUCUUUAAAGAGGACAUUCUUCAUCGCAAGAAGGAGCGACAGCGUCGGGAUCGUGAGGAGCGCAAGCGUGAGCAGCACAUCAACGAGAUAAAUGACCGCCAGAUGGGCAAACUUAUUGCCAGUGCAGCCAAUCUUGACUUAAGCUCCUCCCAUGAGUUUCCCACUUGCGGCUUCGAGGAGGCUUUGCCCACUCCCAGUGGCUCUGUGCCCAUGACCAUCAGCAACCAGGAACGUAGUUCACGCUACUCCAGCGUCACUCUGGGCAGUCCCCAGCAGGAGUUAUGGCCCACUAUCGGAAGUAAUUCUCCUGGAGGUGGAGCCACAGCAUUGGAUAUUCAGGUGGGAGCCUGGGGUCGCUCAGCUCCACCGCCGCCACGAGCUGUUAUGGUCCCUAGAGCGAGUGAUGAGGAUUUUGAGCAGCGAUCUGUGGGUCACUGGGGACUGGGAGAACUUCUAGUUGGAGCCUUGGACCAGAAGAAGCAAAAGGUAGGAGCAGCAAAAACCAAUGGAGCAACUCCUGCGGAAUCCAAGAAGCAAAAGAAAGCCAAGGGAAAGAAGAUGGUUCCCCUGUUCGCCACGGGCAUGAACAGAGCUCCAUGAAGAGGAUCGCUUAUAAAGUUACAAGAUUUAUUGUAUUUUUGUUUUUAUGCGAAUAUUUCAACGUUAUUUUAAAUAA
Drosophila teissieri is the source of this 2878-nucleotide messenger RNA. RefSeq names its product RING finger protein 10. Gene Ontology annotation, biological process: positive regulation of transcription by RNA polymerase II. NCBI's taxonomy places the organism in Eukaryota, Metazoa, Arthropoda, Insecta, Diptera, Drosophilidae. The record is from RefSeq and is a predicted model, not a curated record. Gene Ontology annotation, molecular function: metal ion binding; transcription cis-regulatory region binding. The coding region runs from base 673 to 2802 and encodes 709 amino acids. The transcript has 4 exons.